UUUAUUUAUUUAGAGAAGUUUGUUGCUAGCAGCUGAUAAUGCAAUCGUGAAGAGCGAUGAUUAUGGAGGGAAGGAUGAGGGGCUGGAACAGGAGGAGGUACUUUUUCCAUAUCAGGUUGAUGGUGAGAAAGAGUAUAUUGAUGAUGAACACGACCUGGUGUUCCCUCUGAGUAAGACAACUGUAGAUGGGAAUACUACAAAGCCUUUUAGAUGUAUCUGUUGUUUAAAGACUUUGGCUAAUUUUGAAGUCAGGAGAAAAACAGUCAGGUGAGUUAUGAGUUUGAUUGGUUUAGAUUCAUCCUCUUAUUUUCAAUAUUGAUUUGUCUUUUGGUGCUUCUUAUUCUGUCCUUGAAUGAUAAAAGCAAGAAGUUGUCGUUUAGAGUUGGAUAUUUUGCAAAUAAGUUAUCAACAGAGACGUUUGAUGCUUCUGCUGUUAGCUCUAUGAGAAUAAACACAAAGAAUUGAAUCACAUAUAUCUUGGAAAAUUCAAAUUUGAAUAAAAUUCAAAUUGACACUAGUACUGAAAGAGAUGCAAGUAUUUCAAAUAUACUGACAGGAUCAGAGUUAUCUAUCAAAGCUCAUGCAGGCUCAUCAACAGUUCAAUGAUCCCUUGAAGUAAAGAUUCCUGGAGGCCAAUCUUUGACAGAAUUAUACUUGAAGUUUCCUGGUGAGACUAGGCAAAAUCAUAUCUUAUAUGAUUACAAGGAUAAUAGUUCAUGGAGUUCACCUCUCAUUAUCACUAAUUUUAGCAUUGAUGUCGAUGCAGCAAAUCCUAAUAUAUUUUUGAGAAAUGAACAUGAAGUAGCCUACAUGAGAAUUACAGGAGCUUACUGUGUCUGAGACUUCCAGAAAUUGAAGAUUAAAGCUAUGAAUUUUGAAAUUAUGUUUGGGAGUUUAAAUAUUGUUCAAAAUAAAUUUUAUGCUGAAAACAAGAUUACAGUUAAAACUCCACAUGGAACUCACUGUGUUGCUGGUCAUAUUGUAAAUAAUGUUGAUACAUCUUGUCCUGAUCAAGCAACCAGAGAUGCUGGGAUCUCAAGUACCUUCAUUGAUACAUCCUCUUAUUGCCAUUCUGAGCUUUAUGUCUGUUCUAACUCUUCAUCUUCUUGUCCUAUAUCAGGCACUACAGCAUCUUCAAAUCAAGGAGACUUCAAGCUUACUUUAAAUGAUGGUCCUGUACAAUUUAUCAUAGAUGCCUCAUCAGCCAAAUCCACUUCAACUUAUUUGCCAAAAUUUGAUACUUUUGCUGUAACCUCUCAGAAUCAACUCCGUGAAAAUAAAGAAAGCUUUAGUGGAGAUCAGAAAGAUCCGAGAAUGUACAUCUACGAGCUAUCAAGUCCUUCUUUCUCUCAAACUUGGAUCCAUUUAUUCCUCAAGCAGUAUUUACAAGCUAGAGUGUGGCUCAUAUCAAUUCUUUCGCUGAAUUUUUUGACUCCAAGUACUUACAGAUAUACACUGAUCCAUAUUCCUAAUGCGACUUGUCCUAGUGCUGCUUCUGGGUCUUUAAUCUCAAGUACAUAUAUAUCGAAGAAGUUGAAGGAGCUCAGUUUUAUAGAAGCCAAACAUGUGAUCGCUCAGCUGACUCAGGAUGGGUAUUAUUCUUAUGAGCUAACUGAGGAUAAUAGAUUUGAGAAAGAGCCUAUUAGGUUGUGGGAUAAUAGUGUUUUGGUCAUUAUAAGUGUACUUAUGGUUGUAUAUUGGACAGUAGGUAUAAUCUUAGUUUUCUGGUUGGUCGCUCUCUUUGAAACAUCUCUCGAGAAAAGAUACCAUAAGAUUCUUCAGCAAGCUAGGAUAUUUUCACAGUCUAAAAGAAGACACCUUAAAGAUGGUUAUGGAUUCAAGUCAGUUAAUCAAGAAAACAAUAAAGUAAAAGUAACGACUAAGGUUCUUAGAAUCGGCUGCUUUACUAGCGAAGUUGAGGAGAUAGACCAAGUGCUUAAGAAGAGUUAUGAGCAUACUUAUCAGCUAUCAAAAGAGGAUGAGCCAAUAGUCCAACUGUCCUUUUUCAAGACUUUUAGCUUGAUAGUUGAUAGCUACUUUAGAAAACGGAGGAACUCUUUUAAAGACUUUCUCAACCACAUCACUGUUGAUGAGUGAUACUUUAAAGAAAAGAUGGAGAAUAAUCCAGAGGAUAUGACAAUGGUAUCAAUUCGUCUAGACCUCCUGCAUUCCCAUUAUCUUGACUUUUGUACUAAAUAUGGACUGACUGAGAGAAUCAUGUCUGAAGAAGAGACUGUCCUUGCCAAUUUUAAUUUACAAAUCCAAUCUAUAGAGUCUUCAAGCACUUCAGCUUAUACAAAAAUUAGGUGGAAAACCUUCUUCGAAAAAGAAAAGCAAGAGAAAUCUAAAAAUAAAGGAGCUAAUUUCGCCCAGCCCAAUGGCACAAAUACUUACCCGGAGGUUAGCUUAAGUGGUGAGAUCAACGCAAGAAGAAAUUUUGUAGUGCAAAAUUGUACUGCUAGCAGGUAUGAAACCGACUAUAUUCUGCAAGAGGAACUUUUGGAGAGAUUUAAGGAUUAUUGUGAUGAUAAUAAGAUCGAUCCUGUGAAGGCUGGCAAUAUACUUGCUUGUAAAGAGCUAACCCAAUUUGGAGCUGUUUAUAAAGAAGAUUUUAAGAUACCCCAUAUGAUUGGGAUUACAGAAUCUGUGGUCGAUAUGAUCAGUAUAAAUGUUGAGACCAAUCGCAAUGCUCACCAAGUUCAGUACCUUCCUGGUCUGAUCAGAGCUAAGGAAAGCUAUACUUCGCUUUUAGAUAUCCCUAUAAUUGGAGGAGGAACUUAUAGAAUGCUUGAGAUUAAUUCUUCAAGAGCAAGCUUUAGUAGGAACCUUUUUCAAAUACUGUUCUGUUUGGCUUUUAUCUUCGGGUUCCCUCUUUGAUUUCAGUUGAUAGUGAUUUGGGCUCUUCAGCAAGUGGAUAAAGUAAAGAGUGAUAUUUAUGCUCCUACAUUUGGGCUCUCUGAUGUUUUCUCUGCAAGCUCUACUGAUCAUUGGUUCAAUUAUUUAGAAUUUUAUUGGAUCUUUUACGCUUUUCUGUCUCUGGCCCUCUUAUUUAUCCUCUCAGGGUUAGCAGAGUUUAUAUGCUUUAUUGCAACUGAUGGCUCCGACACAGGCAGAUAUUCAGUAAUCAAAACCAUUCCAAGAUGGAUAAUCUCUACAAUAUUUUGGUGAAUGCUUUAUCUAUAUAUUGGGAUGUAUGUUGCCUACUUUGGUGUAGUCCUUCUAUGGUGCAUUCUAGGAGCGAUUCUCAACCCUCAUACAUUUCUCCCGCUUGCCUCUGCAGCUGGAGUAAUUAUCGGAUGAGCAGCAUACUUUGCUACAGUUCUUAGAAAAGCCAAUUCCUCUCUAGACGAAAUUGUAAAUAAAAUUAUUGAAGAGCAACUGCAGAUUGCUAUAAUUAAUAGUUUGAACGGUAAUGAGGUGAUAUCAAAAAUAGUUAAAUCUGUUGAUAAUCUUCCUCAGACAGCCUUUCAUACUGCUUUGAACUCCUUUAUGUAUUUGAAUAAUCUUGAAAAAGUUGAACGAUCAAUUUCUGACAAGAUUUUAGAUGGAGACAUUCAAUCAUUGACCUUGAUGCUUGAAUCUAACUUUAUGAUCCCUGCUGAAGUUUCAAAAGGAAUCAUAGGAAUGCUUAUUGAUGAUCCCCUCUUAAUAAAUAGCUCAAUACAAUCUUACGCCUAUAAAAAAAGAAUCAAAGAUCCCCUCUUAAUAGAUAUUGUAGAUUUUAUAUAUUUCAUUACUACAACCUAUCAUAAAAAUAAAUCAGAAACAUCAAAGAAGGUAUCCCAAAUUAUGAUGAAAAUGGUAGAGAAGAUAUCACCCUCAUUCAACCUUGAAAUCAUCGAUUUCAUUGUACAAAUGGCAUUUGAGCGAAGACUAGACCCUCUGAAGAAGAUCUUAGAAGAGGAAAUAGUCCUUCCAGAGGUCAUUAAUAUUGCUAUAGCCAUUAGGGAUAAUGAUAAAGCUCAAGUUCAAACCAAUCUCACAAAGUUAGCUCAGAGGUUCUUUCCUACUAAGCUGUAUCAUUUAUUCUAUGCACUGAAUAACUUGACUACAAAGAAUAUUUAUGACAACGAUCUAUAUCUUGAAGACAUAUUUUCUGUAUCUCCUUGAAUCUCUGUUGAACUAAUCUUUUGCCUAUUUAAUGAAGAUGAGGAGACUGUUAGGCAUACCAUGUUGGAGGGGAUCCAAAAAUUCUGUGAGAGAAAAGAUCCACCAAUUAAGGGAAAGUUAAUCCAAAGUUUAUAUCUCAGUCUUAGCUCAAUGAUUAACUCAGAUAAGGUUGAUUUACCCUCUCUGAUUAGAAAAUCGCUUAUUCCAAUAGAUGAAAACCAGGUUGAGCUUCUUUACAAGACAACUCAAGGAGAUCAAGAAGCUAUUAGCUACAUUUGCGAUCACCUUAGAAUCAGAAAGGAAUAUAAUAUAAUCUUUGAGAUUGCUACUACUUUAUUUCAUGGCAAACUCAAUUUUAAGGAAAUUUGCAAAAAGCUAGAAGUCCCUCUUGAACCAAUCAAGCAGAUCGAACAAUCAAUAAAAACCCAAAGCCAGCUCUUGGGAAAAUACCAAAAUAUUGAUCAAACGAUUACAUUGAUAAGCAAUGAAUUUAAAGCCAUCAAGGAUUGAUUGGAUAAAAUAGCCUCAACUACCAACAAGCUGACAAAUGAAGACUUUGAUAAGAAGCUUAAUGCCCAUAAACUUAGAGAGCUGGUGCAAUCUUUGAGGAACUUCAUCAAGCUAUAUACAGACAAUAUUUUAGACAAGAUUACUCCUAAUAAAGCUAAGAAAGACGCGAUCCGGUCAUUAGUAAAUAUUCUCAACUUCUUCGGAUUCUGCUAUGAUAGAGAAUUAAUGUACAGAAGUUGAGAUACUGAGACUUAUAGCAACUCUAUUAAUACAUUUGCUUUCUUUGUAGGAAUAGAUUCUGAGAAACUACACUUUAUUGUAGAUUUAUUCACAAAAGAUCCAGCAAGGAUUUUCAGGUUUGAAGAUCCUAAUCCAGAUAUUGAUCCAAGGAUGCUAACAUUUCAGUGUCGCAUUUCUCGAACUAGGCUAAAAAUGAUCUCUGAGGUAUUUGAUAUUUCGUUAGAGAAUGUGAAGAAGAUCGCUGCUCUCUGGACCUAUUCUCAAAAUUUAAUGCAUUUUGAUACCUAUCAAGAAGAUUUUAAUGGAGAUAACCAAAAAUUUAUGAGUAUUUUGACAAAAGAUGUGCUCAGAGUUGAUGAAAAUUUCUUUAAUCUUCUAACUGGUUUGAAAUCACUAUCUGAAAGUGAAGUUGAUCGUUGUCUGGUAAUGUCUCAAUGCAGAGACUUUCUCUCAACACUUAUCAUAAAACUUUCAUCAAUGUUUUCUUCCACAAGCUCUGAAAUUUUUGAUGAGAAUCAAAUUGAUCUUGAGAAUAAUAUAUGGCCUUGGGAAGAAAGUCAUCAGAAUUCCUUCCUCUAUUCUUACAAAAGUUUUUACGUAAAACUGAGUGAUUCCACUAUAGCUGAGCUUAAUCAAUACACUGAUCUCUCAAUAAAGGAAGUCAGUUCUCUCUUUGAGUCGAUGAAUCUGCUCUGAAGGUUACUCUCAGAUCCGAAUUCGUUUUCUCUAAAAGAAAUAUCCAAGCCAAGUUCAAAUGAUCUUUUCCUUCAGAAAUUAAUGACUACCUUCGAUGAAAAGCAUAUUGAUUGAGUCUUGACACUUACAAUGAUUCAUCACUUCAAGGAUGAGUUGUCAAAAUUUGAAAAUAAGCAUACCAAAAAUAUUUUCAUCCCUGCUGCAGUGCUUUUCAACCAGAACAAUUUGAAGGAACUUGCAGUUCAAAAUUCGAUUUUAAGGAGCUUAAUUAAAGGAGUUCCUGAAUUUUUACAGUCCCAAAAAGUACAAGAAAAUCUUAAUUUAUCAGCCGAAGACCUUUACCGUCAUCUAUUUGAAGCAGGUUUCUUCGAUCAGCUAUGUGCUCACUUGUUUACCAAUGACUCCGAGAGAUUAGUUGUCAAUAUAGAUCAAAAAUAAACUCAUCCAACUUUGGAUAGAUCUUAAUUGCGAUUACAGAAACAAAGAUCAGAUCAUCUCUAAUUUCUUGCAACUAGGCAAAACAGGAAAUCACAAUGAGUUGAAAGUACUUUAUUCCAUUGUUAGAAAGGAUUUGGGCUAUGAGAAGUUACUUCAAAAUUUCUUAGAAGAUAUAGAUGUACCUCCUAAGUUAGGUUUGAGUCUCAUAAAAAUUCUUGAGCCUGAUAAUCCAAGUGGAUACUUUAAAGCAGCUUAUAAUUUACUGAAUAAUAGAUGUAUAAGCCCACAUACAAUUGCUGCAUUGUUAUCAUGCUUUAAGAGGGAUUGUACUAGUAUAAAUUUUUUAACAGAUCAACUUGAACUUGAUCCAAAGCUCUCUGCUAUGGUAUUCUCACUUGCUCUGAAGGAUAGCAAAGUUGAUUUUUCAUUACUCUCAAAGUUAUUAAAUACUGAUAAGAUUAAGUUGGUCGAGACUAUCACAAGAAUUGCAUGUGGAGAGACUGAUAUUUUACUCAAGCUUGCACCUAAUAAUCAAACUCUGAAAGAGCCUAGAUACAUAGUGAGCCAUACUACUCAUGAACUUAUUGGCUCCAUCCUCAUUCUACUACAGGAGUAUGCUAAAACCCAAAGAAAUCCUAAAGGAUUAAACCUGAAAGCUGUUCUGAAGAGCUCAUUUAUUAUUUCCGCAAACAUUCUGAACAGUUUAAAGCCCAAAAGUGAUAAUCCCAGAGAUGAAGGAAGUUUUGGUUCAAACCAAAAUAAGCAUCAAGAGGAUGAAAAAUAUGAAGAACAAAAGAGAUUCCGAGGAGAGUUUCAAAACUCUGAUUUAUUUGAAGGUGGAUCUAAAACCUCUUCGAAUAAAAUACAUCCAAGUCCUAGUAGCAGUGCCAAUAACAAUCCUACUGAAGAAAAUAAGGAGAAUGAUAGGCGAGAUGAGGGUUCUGAGGAGUCAGCUCCAGACCCAGAUUUACCAGAAUUUCACCCUUUAAAUCAAUCUGAGCAGCAUUUAAAAGGAACAAAUAGUUUACCAGAAAUAGUUCAAAGAUUGAUCUUGUUUAGUCUUGGAGAUACAUUCGCUACAGAGGAUAUCUUUGAAACCCUCAAGAUCCAUUAUAAGAGACAGAGUAGAUAUAAAACAGACUUUUCAUACACCAUCGAAGAUUGAAAGAAAUUUCCUCAGAUGAUGAGAGACAGAAAACUUAACAAAGUCUGAUUAAUCCACAAGAAGAAGAACUUAACAUUGAAUUCCUUUCUAAAGUACAAAGAUCAGAUCAAUCAACAAACAGUUACUUCAAUUCUUAGAUGAACAAAUAGAGUCAACUCUUACACUAAAAUAAUCAACCAAGAUAUAAUCUAUACCUACUUACUAAAUUUAUGGAGUCAGGAGAAGAACACCUUAUCUUCAGGACAUAUAAUAGACUCUGAAAUCUCAAAAAUUAAUGAAGAAAUUUUAGAAACAAUCAGAGGUCAUAGACUAUCCCCUCUCCACUGCUCAUUCGUAUCCUAUACCAACAGACCAAUAGUAGGGGCUUACUACGAAUGAACUCUUAGCUCAGGCUACAGAGUUGACCUAUGCCUUUUAUGAGCCCAUAAAUGCCAAUUCAGCACUGUUGAAAACAAGACUCCAAAAGAAGGUCCUCAUGUGUGAGCUUGCGGCAAGAAUAAUAACCUGAUCGAAAAGGUGAGAGGAGUUUUGAGUUUAAUUUAUGUAGAUUCAUAGUUGUC
Messenger RNA from Moneuplotes crassus, 7719 nucleotides. NCBI's taxonomy places the organism in Eukaryota, Ciliophora, Spirotrichea, Euplotida, Euplotidae. The record is from the annotation of a GenBank genome assembly.